This is a messenger RNA of Penicillium odoratum, 3741 nucleotides long. Its product is annotated as DNA-directed RNA polymerase I core subunit RPA135. The record is from RefSeq and is a predicted model, not a curated record. The transcript is spliced from 2 exons. Bases 1 to 3741 code for a protein of 1246 amino acids. Gene Ontology annotation, biological process: DNA-templated transcription. Gene Ontology annotation, molecular function: DNA-directed RNA polymerase activity; ribonucleoside binding; DNA binding. Lineage: Eukaryota; Fungi; Ascomycota; Eurotiomycetes; Eurotiales; Aspergillaceae. Gene Ontology annotation, cellular component: nucleus; RNA polymerase I complex.
AUGGCUCCUACCAAUACUAGCACUAAGUGGUCGGUGCACUAUGACACCCUCCGCCGGGAGAACCUCUUUAGGAAUCCUCCUCAGGACCACACGGCCUACCCGUCCCUGGCGGAGUCAAUUCGACCACACAUCGAUUCCUUCAAUGCUCUGUUCGAGGACAGCAAGAUCUUGGACGCAGGAUUGAAAGAUAUUGGCAUCAAGACAUUCCUUGAUGGAGAACUCGAAACUCCCGAGCAAAAGAAGGUCCGCAUGGCCGAAGGCCUUCGCGCACCGAAGCGCAACCGUUUGAAUGUCCGCGUGAAGGAGGUUUUCCUCGACAAACCCGUCCUCCCGCCCACCAACAAGUACAGCACCAAGAACCGCGAAAUCUACCCUUCCGAGUGCCGUGAGCGCCAUGCGACAUAUCGUGCCAAGCUCCGUGCCCGUCUGGAGUUCCAGGUGAACAAUGGCGACUGGAUGGAGUCCGUGCGUGAGUUGGGUCAGGUUCCAAUCAUGGUGCGCACCAACCGCUGCCACCUUGAAAACGCUACCCCCGAAGAAUUGGUCCGACACAAGGAAGAGUCGGAAGAGCUGGGUGGUUAUUAUAUUGUGAACGGUAAUGAGAAGCUCAUCCGUAUGUUGAUCGUUGGCAAGCGGAAUUUCCCCAUGUCUAUCAUCCGUGGUUCGUUCGUCAAGCGUGGUCACACCUACACCAAGUUUGGUGUGCAGAUCCGAUCCGUUCGCCCCGAUCAGACAUCCCAGACCAACGUUCUGCACUACCUCUCCGACGGUAAUGUCACCUUCCGUUUCUCAUGGCGCAAGAACGAGUUCCUUGUUCCCGUUAUGAUGAUUCUCAAGGCCCUGGUUGAGACCAAUGACCGUGAGAUUUUCGAGGGCAUUGUUGGUUCUGUCAACUCCAAGGGAAUGAAAAACACCUUCGUCACAGAUCGUGUUGAGCUCUUGUUGCGAACCUACCAGGCCUACGGCAAGCACAGCAAAUCCGACUGCCGUGCACACCUGGGCAAGUGUUUCCGUCCUGUGAUGGGUGUUUCUCAGGAUGUGUCUGACGAGGAGGUUGGUACUGAGUUCUUGCGCCGCGUUGUCCUGCCUCAUCUGGGUAACGUCAACGUUACUGAGACCCAAGAUUAUGACAAGUUCAAGAUGGUAAUUUUCAUGAUCCGCAAAUUGUACGCCCUUGUCGCCGGUGACUGUGCUCCCGAUAACCCUGAUGCGGUCUCCAACCAGGAGGUCCUGCUCGGUGGUUUCUUGUACGGCAUGAUCCUCAAGGAGCGUAUUGAGGAGUGGCUUCGAUCAUUUGGACCGAUCACACGAGACUGGUCCAUCCGCAACGGCAAUGCCAAGUUCACUGAUCCUUCAUUCGAGCGUGAUUUCUUGUCCAAGAUCGUGAAGCGUUCCAACGAGAAUAUCGGUCAGGCUCUCGAGUACUUCCUGUCGACUGGUAACCUCGUCAGUCCUACUGGUCUUGAUUUGCAACAGACAUCUGGUUACACUGUCAUGGCUGAGAAGAUUAACUUCUACCGAUUCAUCAGUCACUUCCGAAUGAUUCACCGUGGUAGUUUCUUCGCGCAACUGAAGACCACUACCGUGCGUAAGCUGCUGCCAGAGAGUUGGGGUUUCUUAUGUCCUGUUCACACUCCUGAUGGUUCUCCUUGUGGUCUAUUGAAUCACUUGGCGCACAAGUGUCUGAUUGCCACGGAUAACCUCGAUGUUUCCAGCUUGCCCCGCACUCUGGUCCAGCUUGGUGUCAAGGCUGAAUCUUCCGUUGCGACUGAAGAGAGCGUGGUCGUUCAGCUGGACGGCCGAAUCAUCGGUUCCUGCUCGCCCGAGCAGGCUCGCAAGAUCCACGACACUCUCCGCUACUGGAAGGUGGCUGGCUUGAACAAUAUUCCACUCGGCCUGGAGAUUGGUUAUAUCCCCAACUCGAACGGUGGACAGUACCCCGGUAUCUACAUGUUCUCCCAGUCCGCAAGAUUCUACCGACCGGUCAAAUACCUUGCUCUGGACAAGAUGGAUUAUGUCGGACCAUUCGAGCAGCCAUACAUGGAGAUUGCCUGCCUGGAAUCUGACCUGAUUGCUGGUCUCUCUACUCACAUCGAGUUCACCCCGACCAACAUCCUCUCGAUUGUGGCCAACAUGACACCCUUCUCCGACUACAACCAGUCUCCUCGUAACAUGUACCAGUGCCAGAUGAGCAAGCAAACCAUGGGUACUCCUGGUACCUCUAUCGCCUACCGUACCGACAACAAGCUGUACCGUCUGCAGACUGGUCAGACUCCUGUUGUCCGACCACCCCUGUACAACGCUUACGGUCUGGACAACUUCCCCAACGGAAUGAACGCCAUCGUUGCGAUUAUCUCUUACACCGGUUACGACAUGGACGACGCCAUGAUUAUCAACAAAUCUUCCCACGAGCGCGGCUUCGGUCACGGUACCAUCUACAAGACCAAGGUGCACAGCCUGGCCGACAAGGACCGCCGCAAGUCUCGGCGCGAGGUGAGCAAGCUCUUUGGCUUUGCUCCCGGAGACGAGGUUCGGGCCGAGGUGCGCAACUUCAUCGACGAUGACGGUCUGCCCCAUGUUGGUAUUCGCGUACAGGAGGGAGACAAGAUUGCGGCGUUCCACGACGUGCGCUACGAUGCCGCAACCGACUCCUACGUGAACGUCGACGGUAUCACCCAUUUCCUCAAGUAUAAGGAUGCCGAAGCGGGUUACAUCGAAAGCAUCCGCAUCAUGGGUUCCGAGAACGGCGCCGAGCCCAUGCAGUCCAUCAGUGUCAAGUACCGCAUUCCCCGUAAACCCAUCAUCGGUGACAAGUUCUCCUCCCGUCACGGACAGAAGGGUGUUUGUUCGCAGCUGUGGCCUGCCGGUGACAUGCCAUUCUCCGAAAGUGGCAUGCAGCCCGACCUGAUCAUCAACCCUCACGCUUUCCCAUCUCGUAUGACCAUUGCCCAGAUGAUCGAGUCCAUGGCCGGUAAAGCCGGUGCCCUGCACGGCCACCCGCAAGACUGUACCCCCUUCCAGUUCUCCGAAGAAAACACCGCCACCGACUACUUCGGUCACCAGCUUAAGAAGGCCGGAUACAACUACUACGGCAACGAACCCCUAUACUCGGGUAUCACGGGCCGCGAGUUCGCCGCCGACAUCUACAUGGGAGUCGUCUACUACCAGCGUCUGCGUCACAUGGUGAACGACAAGUUCCAGGUGCGUACCACCGGACCCGUCAAUGCCUUGACCGGCCAGCCCGUGAAGGGUCGUGCCAAGGGAGGUGGUAUCCGUGUCGGAGAGAUGGAGCGUGAUUCCCUGAUUGCGCACGGAGCAGCCUUCCUCCUCCAGGAUCGAUUGAUGAACUGCUCCGAUUCCCAACUUACCUGGAUCUGUCGCUGCUGUGGCUCGUUCCUGUCGACCCAGGUUGCUGUUUCGGGCUCGACCCGCUCUCGCGCGACCAUUAACCCUGGUGCUAUUGCUGCCGCGGCGAAGGCUGCUCCUAACCAGCAGGCUCCCGGUGGUGCGUCCACGGUGGGCGGUGCGUUGGGCGGUGUUAAUGGCAUUGUCCGCUGUCGUCGCUGCGCUCGCCAGGCUACGUUCGAUGAUUCUCGUGCUGAGGCUUGGGAGGACGGUGAUGGUCUGCGUUACGUUGGUGGUGACGAUGUGACUGUUGUCGCAGUUCCCGGUGUGCUCCGCUUCUUGGAUGUCGAGUUAGCGGCCAUGGGUAUCCGGAUGAAGUUCAAGGUGGAUAACUAA